This is a messenger RNA of Cydia strobilella, 5523 nucleotides long. RefSeq names its product protein transport protein Sec24A (gene Sec24AB). The transcript has 16 exons. Gene Ontology annotation, molecular function: SNARE binding; zinc ion binding. Gene Ontology annotation, biological process: intracellular protein transport; COPII-coated vesicle cargo loading; endoplasmic reticulum to Golgi vesicle-mediated transport. Gene Ontology annotation, cellular component: COPII vesicle coat; endoplasmic reticulum exit site. The coding region runs from base 191 to 4117 and encodes 1308 amino acids. The record is from RefSeq and is a predicted model, not a curated record. NCBI's taxonomy places the organism in Eukaryota, Metazoa, Arthropoda, Insecta, Lepidoptera, Tortricidae.
CAAAAAUCAAUUUGCAGAGGGCGCUGUAAAUUGCUCGGCCACGUAAGUCAGGGUCGUAUUUUUCUUGACUUUAUUGCUUUAAUUACGUUAUUUUACGCUCCCUUUUAAUAUGUGAAAAUAGUGCAAAAGUGCAAAAGUGUGUGUACAGUUUUCUGUCUCAGUAUUCCGUUCCGAUCGCGAUUGAGGAACGAUGUCCAAUUUACCACCAAACCCGUAUAGCAACUUGCCCGGGGCUCCGCCGACGAACGCCAACAUGGGGCCACAGCCACAGCUGUUCAAUCAGAUCCCUCCUCUCAGCCAGCUGCCUCCCGGCUAUGGACAAAAACAGGACACAAACUCAAACACUCCACAACACCUGCCAACGUCGGUGCCCCAGAAUAACUUCGCCCGACAAGCUCCAAAUGUGAAUCAAUUCAAUCAAAGUGGAAGCAAUUCACCUGCAUUCAACAAUUCAGGAAUGAUGCCACCUGCGCAAACUAGUUUAGGCUCGUCUCCAAUAAGACCACCAUUAAAACCUGUGACUCCAACUGGAUACCAGAAUUCUCAGCAUGUUCCUCUCUCAGGCAGCCCACAAACAGUGUCUAAUGCAAAUCCUUCUCCUAAUCCAAACCCUCCUAACAUUCCACCUCAACAGCAACAGAUAAAUGACAAUGCACCUCCACUCAUUGCCUCUAGUCAGUUCCAACCUGUCAUGAAUGGUCCCAGUCCACAGCCACCAAGCCAGUACCCAGUGUUUUCAAGUGCACCACAAACAGUGUUACCGCCUAAUGUUAACAGUGCCUAUAGACCUACACUUGGAACACAAAUUCCAAAAGGAAUGGGCUCACCGCUACCACCUGGACCCCAAGGACCAACCAGUCAAGCUAACAUACCAUUUUCUGGGCCUCCACAACCAGGGCAGAUGAGAAACAGCCCAUUAAUAUCUAGUCCCCCCUCGAGUGGUCCACCAACAAGUGCUCCAAUCACUAUUGCACCUACAACAGCUCCAUCAAAUAUGCCAUUAGGAGUAAAUGGACCAUCAAGUCAACCAGGGAGACAACCACAAGGUCCACCUACAUCUGUGCCUAAUGUGGGGCCACCAAUAGCUCAUCCACCAAGUGGUCCACCUUCUACAGGAGGAUCAGUUCAUCCACCUGUUAGUGGUUAUCUUGGACCAGGCAUGCCACCAAAGCAGAUGUUCCCAGGUCCUAAUUUAAAUGGACCUUCGGGACCAACACAACCUUCCAGACCACCUGGUUCUUUUCCUCCAGGUUCAUUCCCAGCUCCUAAUCAACCACCAAUGCAAGGUCCUUCUGGACCCAAAAGCUUACCACCUAUCGGUCUCCAAAGUUUACCACCUACAAGUCUUCAUCAACAGUCUGGUGUGCCUAAAAUGCCGCCUGGACCACCAGAACCUUUGAACAUGCAGUCUGGACCAACUAGCAUGCCUCCUGGUCCUUACAAUAUGCAACCAGGGCCCCCUAACAUGCCUCCCGGGCCUCCAAGCAUGCAAUCGGGGCCUCUGGGACUUCUAAAUGUUCAACCAGGACCUCAAAACAUACCUCCAGGACCAAACAUGCAAACAAGACCCAGCAUGCCUCCUGGGCCAAACAUGCAAUCAGGGCCAAACAUGCCACCUGGAAUGCCGCCUAUGCCUGUACCUCAAAGCACACCUGGAGUCCCAACAGGGCCACCUAAAAGCAACAUGCAGAGCAGAUAUCCACAAAUGCCUCAGAGCAACUUCAGUAACCAGCCAGUGAUGCCUCCGCAAUCUAAUAUGGCUCAACCUGCUAUGAACAGACAGUACAUCCAACCACAAUACAACGCUCAGCAGUAUAAUACUCAGGGUAUAACGCAGCAAAUGAGUCAGUUGAGUGUCACGAAACAAGGCUUUGACCAGCUCUGGGGUCACCAGAUGAUAGACUUGCUGCAGUGUACGAAUAUCUUGCCGGAGUAUACGGAGGAACCACCGGAGAUACGGCUCGGCCACCAAUUUGCAGAGUCAUCUAACUGCAGUCCAGAGAUCUUCCGGUGUACGAUCAACCGUAUACCCGAGACGAGCAGUCUGCUGCAGAAGUCGCGCUUGCCUCUAGGAAUUCUAAUACAUCCAUUCAAGGAUCUCAAUCACCUCCCGGUGAUACAGUGCUCCACGAUAGUGCGGUGCCGUGCGUGCCGGACGUACAUCAACCCGUUCGUGUACUUUGUGGAUGCCAAGCGAUGGAAGUGCAACCUGUGCUACCGGGUGAACGACUUACCCGAAGAAUUCCAAUACGACCCUGUGAGCAAGUCGUACGGCGACCCGACCCGGCGGCCCGAGAUCAAGUCGGCCACCAUCGAGUUCAUCGCGCCCGGCGAGUACAUGCUGCGCCCGCCGCAGCCCGCCGUCUAUCUGUUCCUGUUCGAUAUCUCGCAGAUUGCCAUGGACUCGGGGUACUUGCAAGUAGUAUGCGAGACCCUGAAGAACAAUCUAGACCAGUUACCCGGCGACGCUCGCACGCAGGUGGGCUUCAUCUGCUACGACUCGCACGUGCACUACUACCUUAUGAGCGAGGGGCUCACGAGGCCUAAGGAGAUGACUGUGCUGGAUAUUGACGACAUAUUCCUGCCGUCCCCCUCGUCGCUGCUGGUGAACCUGGGCGAGCGCAAGGAGCUGGUGAAGGAGCUGCUCACAGUACUCGGUGCGAGGCGCAGCGCCGGCGCCGCCGGGCCCGCCGCGCUCGGCGCCGCGCUGCAGGCCGGGUACAAGCUCAUGGCGCCCACGGGAGGUCGCAUCACAGUGUUCCAGACAUGCUUACCGACCAUCGGACCCGGACGGUUAGAAUCAAGGGAAGACCCCAACGCGCGGUCGUCGAAAGAUGUGGCGCACUUAAAACCGGCCACGGACUUUUACAAACGUAUCGCGUUGGACUGCAGCGGGGCACAAGUGGCCGUCGAUCUGUUCCUGCUCAGUUCGCAAUACAGUGAUUUGGCGACAUUAAGCGGCAUGAGCAAGUUCAGCGGCGGGACCGUGUACCACAUCCCGGUGUUCAAGGCGAGCCGCUCGUGGCAGGCCGCCACGCUGGAGCGCAUGCUCACGCGGUACCUCACCAGGAAGAUCGGCUUCGAGGCCGUCAUGCGGGUGCGCUGUACCAGGGGCAUCUCUAUCCACACGUUCCACGGCAACUUCUUCGUUCGCUCCACGGACCUGCUGUCGCUCCCCAACGUGUCGCCGGACGCAGGGUUCGGCAUGCAGCUCGCUAUAGAAGAGUCGCUGUCCGAUCUACAGCAAGUCUGCUUCCAGGCGGCGCUGCUAUAUACUAGUAGUAAAGGUGAAAGAAGGAUACGAGUGCACACACUGGCGCUGCCCAUAGCAAACACGCUCACGGACGUGCUGCAUUCCGCCGACCAGAUGUGCAUCAUAGGACUACUUAGUAAAAUGGCUGUCGACCGGUGCGCAGACGCGUCCAUGUCGGAGGCGCGGGAAGCGCUAAUAAACGUAGCGAUCGACGCCCUGUCCGCACACCGGCUGUCGCAGAACCUGCCGCCCGGCAACGUCGCCCCCGCGCUGCACGCGCCCGCCUCGCUGCGCCUGCUGCCGCUGCUGCUGCUAGCUCUGCUCAAAAGGAAAGCGUUCCGAACGGGCACGUCGACGCGACUAGACGACCGCGUGGCCGACAUGUGCGACAUUAAGUCCCUACCACUACCACAACUAAUACGCGCCGCAUAUCCCCCUCUCUAUCCUAUACACGAGUUGUGUAAUAUGAGGGAAGAGGACCCCAUGCUGCCACAGCUCAUGCUGAGUGCGCAGAGGAUAAACGUAAAUGGCUGCUACCUCCUCGACGACCUAGACACGAUGAUCAUCUACGUAUGUCACGGCGUCUCCCCCGCCUACCUGUCAGAGACCUUCGGCGUGGCCGCCUUCAGCCAGUUACCUGACGAAGCCAGAAGUCUACCUGCUAUAGAGACGGACGCGAAUGAAGCACUGCACGCCUUCAUUGAAAAGCUUAAUGAAGAUCGGCCUUACGAGUCCGGGAUACUUGUUUUAAGAGACAAUUCGCCUUCGCGGCACCUGUUUAUCGAGCGGCUCGUCGACGACCGCAUGGAGUCCUCCUUCUCCUACUAUGAGUUCUUACAGCACGUCAAGCAGCAGGUCAAAUGAUAACGUCAACGGUUGACUAGGCGUUUAUACAUUAUUUUACACAACUGGGAAUGUGGACCUUAUUGCGAAGGCGUAAGGUCUACUAACGAGCGGCGGCGGCAGCGGCGAGCGGCGGCCAUAGGUUGAAGCGAGACAGCGAUCCGACCUUUCGUUCUCUAUGGAUGCCGUUCGCCGCUGUCGCUGCCGCGCGUAGUCGUGGCGGGGCCGUACUGAUCAGUUGAGCGUAGUGUUGGUUAAGCCUCGAGUCGUUUGAGUGAUGUUUUAAGACUCAACUCAGUUUUUCACUCUUAUUAUAUCGAGACUCGAGUCCUUUUCAGUGAACUCUUUUUUUUUACAGAAAAUAAAAUAAAAAUGCAUUAUAUAAAUGGAUUAUUAGGUACACAAAUCAUGCAAUAACGCCUACUCUCUUUACUGUUAUUUAGAUAAACCUAUUAAAUUGUAGAUGGAGUCUUUAACCUUUAUGAGUUGCGAUUAAAAAAAUACUCAAUAAAGGACCGGACUCGGAAGUUUUUAAAACGCUGCGUUUCAUGAAAACGAGUCGAGUACAGUCUCCAUCAAAUAUUAUAUCGGGGCGGCCAAAGUUCUCACAGAUAUUUCAACAUGUCGCUAUUGUUAAGGCGUAAGAGUGUGUGUUUAGAUAUUUUGAGCACCUCGGCCGCUCCGAUAUAUCUGAUAGCGACUGUACCAACACUAGUUGAUCGUGCGUCACACAUCGCUACGUGGCGUUGAGGUAUCGAUAUUUGUGAAGCUUGUAGCUAUAGUUUGUCAAAGGACUGUCUCAUUUCAAACAUAGACAGAGAUAAUCGAAAUCAUACUAUCUUUGUCUUACACUAGUACUAGCACCCAAAAGAAAUGGACAAAUAUAGUUUUUUUUGUUCUUAUUUACUGACAAUUUGGUUUGACCAACUUACAUACAAAGGUUAUGUUGUGUUAGUUAUCUGUGCUUUGGUUAAAUCACGAGUGUAUUUUGUCGCAUGAUUAAUUCGUUGGAAUAAUAUUUCUCUGAAAGCGAUUCUAUGUUGUUACUGUAAGAAAUCUUACCCAUUCUUUGUAUUUAGUUUUCCUAUUAUAAUAAUAAAGAAUUCCUUGAUCAAUCGAUUACAAGAACUUUACUAGGACGGAUGUAUUUUCAAUGAAAAUGCCAAAUAAAGCUCGUUUAAAUUGCUCUUAAAUGAUACAUUGAAUCUUAUUAUUAUGGCUUAACUUUGAAAAUAUUGUAUUAUAAAGCAUAUCGCGUAUAAACGCUACCUCAAUCCUUUGUUAUCGAUAUGUACACGACUACAAUACCUACUAGCUGAACAAUAGCUAUCGGCCUUGAACUUGUUAAACAAUUGUUGAACUGUAAAAACGUGACACCUUCAUUGUAACAUGUAUCUAAGUUAUACGAAUUAUACUAUGGUUUAAAA